UCUCACAAGAACAUGAACAGGUAGAUCUUAUCAGUUUCAUUUUGCGAGGGUGAAAAUGAAGUUCACAAGGUUAGCUAACUUUCCAAAGAUGACCCAUCUGAGGGGUUAGAACACACUGUUGAGCUAGUAUUGAAUUCAGGUCCAUCUGAUUCAAGAACCAAUUGACUAAACUACUUAGCCAUCAGUCUAGCCACCUUCUAGGAUAGGCAAAUACCUUAAGCAUGCUCCUCUAAAAGCUUGUGGUUGCUGAUUUUGGGUUAAGACCAGCAGGGAUGAUGCUGUGGAAAGAGAUGCCCAUGGAAAUGGGGAACGGGACCACCGUCCAAGAAUUCACCUUGGAGGGGUUUCCUGCCAUCCAACACCUGGGAAAGGUCCUCUUCCUGGUGCACCUGCUGGCCUACCUGGCAUCCAUUACAGGCAAUGCUGUCAUAGUCACCAUCACCUGUGCUGACUCCCGGCUCCAGACACCUAUGUACUUUUUCCUCAGCAUUUUCUCCUUCUUUGAGUGUUGUUUCACAAGUGCUGUUAUUCCUAAGUUGCUGGUCAUCUUUCUUUUAGGCCGCCAAACCAUUUCCUUUCUUGCCUGUUUCAUACAAGCCUUUGUGUUUGUCUAUCUGGGAGCAGCAGGUUUCCUCCUCAUAGCAGUGAUGUCUGUGGAUCGGUACAUGGCCAUUUGCAAGCCUCUGCAUUACCCAACCAUCAUGAACCUCAAGACUUGCUUCCUCUUGGUCACUGCCUGCUUCACUUUGGCCUUCACUCUCAUCACUAGUCUGGUAGUAAAGGUUUCCCAGUUAUCCUUCUGUGGCCCCCAUGUCAUUCCCCACUUCUUCUGUGACCUUGGUGCCCUGAUUCAUCUCUCCUGUUCUGACACAAGGUCUGUUGAAAUGUUGGUCUUUGUCCUUGCUUUGUUGAUCCUUUUGACAUCCCUUAUCAUAACUGUCAUUGCAUACAGCAACAUAGUAGUCACAAUUGUGCGACUCCCAUCAGCCAAGGAGCGACAGAAAGCUUUUUCCACCUGCUCGUCUCACCUCAUUGUCCUCUCCAUGAUAUACGGCAGCUGUGUCUUUAUAUAUGUGAAACCAAAGCAAACAAACAAGCUGGACUCCAACAGGGAGGCUGCCCUUGUGAACACAGUGGUGACCCCGCUGUUGAAUCCUGUCAUCUACACUCUGCGGAACAAGCAGGUCCACCAGGCUCUGAGGGAGACAAUGUGCAGAAUGAAAAUAUCAAGAUAAAAAAAAUUAUAUGGCCUUGGCAUGGAAGUCUUCAGAGAAUCAUCGUCUUCAUUCUCGCCAAUGUGACAGUCCAUAGGGUUGUAGUGCUGCGUCUCUGGAAGAUGUCACUUCCCCUUUGUACAUCCCUAGCAAAACAGAAAUCUAUUUUCUAGGCCACAUUUUACUUAGAUGUGCAAAACUAUCUCUCCCUAAAUAUCCCACAUGUAUGUUUUGAAAAUGUUUAUUUCUGUAAUUUGAGAGAGAGAGAUGGGGGGCAGGGAAGCUCAGAGAGAGAGAGGGAAGGAGAGAGAAUCCUGACAGGGUCCAAACCCCACAUGGAGGCCCAAUGUGUGGCUGGAUCCCAUGACUGUGAGAUCAUGACCUGAGCCAAAAUCAAGAGUCAGACACUUAACCAACUGAACCACCCUACUGCCCCUAAAUAUUCCACAUAUUGAUGACAAUCGAUUAAUUGCAAGAUCCUUUACUGAAUUUUGAUUCUUAUCUCUGAUAUAAACCAUGUGCUUGAAAUUUCUAAAAUUUAGUAAUUUAUACUCUUUUUAUUUCAUUUCUAUCUAGCCAUGAACAUGACUCAACAGAAUUAAUAAAUAUUUACCAAAGGCAUUUAGAUAGCUAAAAUGAUAGAUGCUUGUAUAUUAGGUUGUGGUUAUGAAGAAAAUGACAGAAAUAGUACCAAUGCUUGGGUCUACAUUCCCUUCAUGCUUAGCCCAAGGAAAUAAUGGUCAUAGUACCCAUUACCUUGGAAUAUAUAUGGUUUGCAUCAGGUGUGCUCUUAAAUGCUGUCCUUGGCCUUUAGCUUAGCUACAUACAUAUGCAUCAUUCUCAUGCUGGAGAGGAACAGAAUUGUUCUCAGUCUUAGAACAUUCUGUAAGGAUAGGGAAUAACCACAGCAUGUCACAGCUGACCAAUGAUGCUAUUUGCCUAAAUUAUUUAUUCAUAAUCAGCCCCUCAGAUGCAUGAAUACUUAUGAUUUGUUCCUAUAUAAAAGCUGUUACCACAGAAUGUUUGUGUGUUAGUAUAAGGGAGCACAUGUUUCAUAUUUCUGUAAUUUCUUCCAAAGUCUAAGUUGGUGUAAUCUAAGUUAUUUGCCUAUCUUCUUCACAUUACUAAUGAAAAUAAACAAAUUAAGCCUUUUU
Neofelis nebulosa (Clouded leopard) is the source of this 2368-nucleotide messenger RNA. Its product is annotated as olfactory receptor 6C74-like. Gene Ontology annotation, cellular component: membrane. Gene Ontology annotation, molecular function: G protein-coupled receptor activity; olfactory receptor activity. The coding region runs from base 273 to 1235 and encodes 320 amino acids. The record is from RefSeq and is a predicted model, not a curated record. NCBI's taxonomy places the organism in Eukaryota, Metazoa, Chordata, Mammalia, Carnivora, Felidae. The transcript has a single exon. Gene Ontology annotation, biological process: G protein-coupled receptor signaling pathway.